CGGAUCAGCCAGAGGCGCGUUAACGGGACUCAGCAGGAUUAGUUUAUUUUUCCAUUUCUACUUUAAAAUACAUAUUUUUUAUCACAUUUGGACUCAGCAGGAUUAGUUUAUUUUUCCAUUUCUACUUUAAAAUACAUAUUUUUUAUCACAUUUGGACUCAGCAGGAUUAGUUUAUUUUUCCAUUUCUACUUUAAAAUACGUAUUUUUAUCACAUUUGGACUCAUAUUUAUAAUAUCAAGUUUUUCUUGGAGUUGAGCGCGUAAAGACGCACGGCGGCGGCUCCAUGGCGCACAUGUGCCGGCAGAUGACCGGCAGCGCGGCGAGCUGCGCGGGAUGGGUCGGGGUCAUCGUCGCCACUGCAACGAACGACUGGGUUCGAACCUGCGACUACACGCUGGCCACCUGCGUGCGCAUGGACGAGCUGGGCUCACGGGGACUCUGGGCAGAGUGCGUCAUCUCACCCGCGCUCUACCACUGCCAGGCCUUCAGCCAGAUCCUCACGCUGCCAGCCUAUGUCCAGACGUCUCGUGCCCUCAUGAUCGUUGCGUGUCUGCUCGGCCUCCCCGCGAUGCUGCUCGUGUUGACCUCUAUGCCCUGCGUCAGGCUGCAGAACGACAGCUCAGCCAUCAAGCAGCGCCGAGCACAGGUGGGAGGAGUCUUCUUCAUCCUCAUGGCUAUAUGCGGCCUCAUAUCGACCGUCUGGUUCCCCAUCGGCGCUCACCAGGAGGAGGGCCUGAUGUCCUUUGGCUUCUCUCUGUACGCCGGCUGGGUAGGCUCCGCCCUCUGUCUCCUGGGCGGCGCCAUGAUCCUGUUCUGCCGCGGAAUCGACCCGGGGACCCCGAGACGGGACAACAGCUUCUACUACUCCCGGCAGGGGGGCACCGCCACGCCGCUGGACCCCCUCGCCAACCACGCCAAGAGCGCACGAGUGUAGAAGCCACGAGAUUCACUUUUCAUAAUAAAAAUCUCUUUUUUUGACAUUCUUUUGCUGAUUUAAAUAAUCUCAUUGGUCGAAUUUGUGACUUCUUUUUGCAGAUUUUACAUGAUUUUGAAAUACAAAAAAUGUUGCUUGUAUUUAAUAAAAAGCUCCUGUCUUUUUAUUUUACUUUAAAUAGCAUGAUUUAAAAAUGUUACCUGUAGUACAGCGAGUUCAAGUAGCUAAGUUUUAGAUAUUUCUGAUGUACCUUUUAGCUUCUUCAUAUUCACAGCAUAAUCAAUAUGUA
Messenger RNA from Anoplopoma fimbria (sablefish), 1223 nucleotides. RefSeq names its product claudin 11b (gene cldn11b). The record is from RefSeq and is a predicted model, not a curated record. Gene Ontology annotation, biological process: cell adhesion; bicellular tight junction assembly. Gene Ontology annotation, cellular component: plasma membrane; bicellular tight junction. Bases 284 to 934 code for a protein of 216 amino acids. The transcript is spliced from 4 exons. NCBI's taxonomy places the organism in Eukaryota, Metazoa, Chordata, Actinopteri, Perciformes, Anoplopomatidae. Gene Ontology annotation, molecular function: structural molecule activity.